CAUAACAAGCAGGCGUUGAGCCUGCACCUACUCGCCCAUCAUGUCCGGCGCAGGCGACCGCGAGCCCGUCUUUCCUACCCGUCAAUCACUUGGGGCCAUGAAGUCCAAACUCAAAGGCGCACAAACUGGCCACGACUUGCUAAAGCGCAAAUCUGAAGCCCUCACCAAGCGCUUUCGCGAAAUCACCCGCCGCAUCGACGAAGCCAAGCGUAAGAUGGGUCGUGUCAUGCAGAUCGCUGCUUUCUCCCUCGCUGAAGUCACCUACGCCGUCGGUAACUCUCAGAUUGGCUAUCAAAUCACGGAGAGUGUGCGACAGGCCAAGUUCAGAGUACGGACCAGACAAGAGAACGUCAGCGGUGUGUUUCUGCCGCAGUUUGAGAGCUUCCAACAAGAGGGCGUCGACAGUGGGUUUGGCAUGACCGGAUUGGGCAAGGGUGGACAGCAAGUGCAGAAGUGUAGGGACACGUAUACCAGGGCGGUGGAGACGCUGGUAGAGUUGGCGAGCUUGCAGACCGCUUUCGUCAUUCUGGAUGAGGUGAUUAAGGUGGUGAACCGCAGAGUGAAUGCUAUCGAACACGUCAUUAUCCCACGCACCGAAAACACGAUCAAAUACAUCAACUCUGAGCUUGACGAACUGGAUCGAGAAGAGUUUUUCCGGCUUAAGAAAGUCAAGGGUGUCAAAGAACGCGCGGCCGCGACUGAAGAGGAGGCAAGGAAGAAGCAGGCACGGCGCGAAAGCGAUAAGGAGAACCAACAAGCUAACGGUGAGGACGGCGAGACGAAGAACGUGCUUGGCGAUGAAGGUGACGAGGACGUCAUCUUUUGAUGUGUUUUGCUCACGCAUACUGCCACAGGUCCUGAUUUAAAUCAAACCCGGCGCUCCAAUCUGUGCUCAGAACAUCCUCCCAUUCACUCGGCGGUGUCGGCAGUCGGGUAUAAAGUGCUGGGUCCACCGGCACCGUUGGUACCAUUGACUCAUCGCUACCGCCCCGACUUGGAGGCUCAUUCAGUGCAGAUCCAGCUGUUCUGGUCACUUCCGCGGUAGGUCGCGCGCUCCCUAGCGGCCUCCUCCAGUUCAGACCAGC
Messenger RNA from Baudoinia panamericana UAMH 10762, 1085 nucleotides. RefSeq lists its product as uncharacterized. Gene Ontology annotation, biological process: vacuolar acidification. Lineage: Eukaryota; Fungi; Ascomycota; Dothideomycetes; Mycosphaerellales; Teratosphaeriaceae. Bases 41 to 826 code for a protein of 261 amino acids. Gene Ontology annotation, cellular component: fungal-type vacuole membrane; vacuolar proton-transporting V-type ATPase complex. The record is from RefSeq and is a predicted model, not a curated record. The transcript has 3 exons. Gene Ontology annotation, molecular function: proton-transporting ATPase activity, rotational mechanism.